Molecule: messenger RNA, 2242 nt
Organism: Motacilla alba alba
Lineage: Eukaryota; Metazoa; Chordata; Aves; Passeriformes; Motacillidae
Gene: POLA2
Product: DNA polymerase alpha 2, accessory subunit
Exons: 17
Biological process (GO): DNA replication initiation; DNA replication
Cellular component (GO): alpha DNA polymerase:primase complex
Molecular function (GO): DNA binding
Source: RefSeq, a predicted model, not a curated record
GCCAACGAGCUGCUGGCCUUCGUCACCAGCAAGGACCUGGACCUGCAGCUCACCCCCGAGGGCCUCGACACCUUCGAGCACGAGGUGCUGGCCAAGCGCGGCGGCCGCGGCCGGCGCGGGCGGGACGAGCGCCGGGGGCUCCUCCACGACAUCCACUCGCUCCAGGAGCUCCUCGACGAGGAACAGGAGGACGAGCUGCUGGACGCCUACACCACCCCAUCCAAGGGCUCCCAGAAACGCAGCAAUUCCACCCCGGAGACGCCCCGGCCCAAGCGGGCGCCGGCGUCCCGCAGCCCCUACGGGCUCUUCUCCCCCGGCAGCUUCUCCCCGAGUGUCACCCCCUCCCAGAAAUACUCGUCCCGGGGGGGCGGGGGCGAGGUCGUGGCCUCGCUGGGCUCCGUGCAGGGCCCGGCCUGGAGCGGCCGCGGCGGCUGCGCCGUCCGGAUCUUCGGCAGCGCCGAGCGGAGCCUCAGCAAACCCUACAAGUUCAUGUUCCAGAAGGCGCUGGACGUGCGGGAAGCGCUGGCCGGGCGCAUGGAGGAGCUCGGGGAGGUCCUGCAGAGGCACCACGGCCUGGACGGCUUCAGCUCAGCCGUGCUCCCGGCUCAGGAGCCGGUGACGGUGCUGGGGCAGAUCGCCUGUGACGGCAACGGGAAGCUCAACGCCAAAUCCGUGCUGCUGCUGGGGGACAGGGAGCACUCGGGGGGCGCCCAGGUCCCACUGGACCUCUCGGAGCUUCCGGAAUAUUCCCUGUUCCCAGGACAGGUGGUGGCUCUGGAAGGCACCAACAGCACGGGCAGGAGGAUGCUGGUGACCAAGCUCUACGAGGGGGUCCCUCUGCCCUUCCACACCCCCACGGAGCCGAUGGCAGAGCAGAGGAUGGUGCUGGUGGCCUGUGGCCCCUUCACGCCCUCGGACAGCGUCGCCUUCGAGCCCCUGAGCGACCUCCUGGACGUCGUGGCCCGUGACCGCCCCGACGUCUGCGUCCUGCUCGGGCCCUUCCUGGACGCCAAACACGAGCAGGUGGAGAGCUGCCAGCUCCUGAGCCCCUUCUCCGACGUGUUCCGCCUCUGCCUCAGGACCAUCAUCGAGGGCACCCGCAGCGCCGGCUCCCAGCUCGUGCUGGUGCCCUCGCUGCGCGACGUCUCCCACGACUUCGUGUACCCGCAGCCGCCCUUCUCCCUCCCGGAGCUGCCCAAGGAGGACAGAGUGCGCGUGCUCCUGGUGCCCGAGCCCUGCACGCUGGACAUCGACGGCGUCGUCUUCGGCCUCACCUCCACCGACCUCCUCUUCCACAUGGGGGCUGAGGAGAUCAGCAGCUCCUCGGGGGGCUCCGACCGCUUCACGCGGAUCCUGCGGCACGUCCUGACCCAGCGCAGUUUCUACCCCCUGUACCCCCCCUCGGAGGAGCUGAACGUGGACUGGGAGGCGCUGGCGGCGUUCGCGGCGCUGCCGGUGACCCCCGACGUGCUGGUGACGCCGUCCGAGCUGCGCUUCUUCGUCAAGGACGUCCUGGGCUGCGUCUGCAUCAACCCCGGGCGUUUGACCAAGGGCCAGGCCGGGGGCACCUACGGGCGGCUGCUGCUGCGCCGGGAGCGGCGCGGGGACGGAACCGCGGACGGAACCAGGGACGGCUCUGGGGACAGUCCCGCAGAGAGUGCUGGGGACAAUCCCGGGGACAGGGAUGGGGACAGUCCUGCCAAGAGUGCUGGGGACGCCCCCCGGAGCAGCCCCUGCGUGGCCGCCCAGGUGGUGAGGAUUUGAGCGCCCGGCUCUGCCCGUUCCCCACCCGCGGCGGCGGAGCAGGAACUGGGGAUGAAAGUGCUGGAAAUGGGACUGAAACUGCUGGAAUUCCAGUUAAAACUCCUGGAAUUGGGGCUGAAACUCCUGAACUGGGGUUAAAGCUCCUGGGAUUCCGAUUAAAGCUCCUGGAACUCCGAUUAAAAACCCCAAACUCAUUCUGCGCGUGGAGGGUUUCCCCAGAAGGAUCCAGGAUUCGCCCCUGGGAAGGUGGAAUUCGGGAAGGGCAAUCCUGGCGUCGCCCCUCGCCUGCGGGGGCCUCGUUAGGGGGCUUGGACUAAUUAAACUGCAAUUAAUUACGGGUUCCUGGUGCUGCUGCUUCCAGGAAUAACCAGCCUCGGGGCUGCCUUCCACCCUUUUCCCAAACUUUUUGCCCCAAACUGAUGAUGAUGAUGAUGAUGAUGAUGAUGAAGGUGAAAACGAAUUAAAGUUUCUGCCUGUG